CAGAGAGCUGGCAGAAUUUGGAGGGAAUCUACGGCCACGUUCACGGGGGGGUGUGAUCUGAGGUGAAUGGAGGGGUGUGGGGAGGCCGGGGGAGGCCGGGGAGGCAGGAGGAGGCAGGAGGAGGAGGGCCAGCUGAGCCGCUGAUGUUGCGACGUCACUCUGACUGACUGGGAUCCAGACUCGAGGCUGAAUCUGCAGCCAGCAGACGCAGAGGAGGAGAGGAAGAGGAGCAGAGCAUUUGAUCUCCGGUCCCUCCUGUGAGGGAGAACAAAAGAGCAGGAGGUGCAGGAGGUGCAUGCUUCCAGACUCCAGCCCCGCAUCGUCGCUGCGAAUCAGCUGCUAGCUCGAUGCUUCUUCGUUCAGCCUGCUAGCCUUUGUGGCCGGGCUCUCCAUGCACCCACGGACCCCCUGAUCAGACCCGGGCUGGGAGAAGCCUCCCGUCUUUGGCCUCGUCUCGGCUCCGAACCACCGCGCGCGGAUUUCCAGAGAGGACCCCCGCCGUCCGUCCGCGCGCGCGCGCGCCCUCCCUCCACGUCUGCAGCCUCCCAGCUUUGACAGGACCAGGACGCCGAUUGAUGCCGAGGAGUCUCUCCAAAUAGGCUCCAAAUGUUGCGCACCGCGGCCAGCGUGUUGGCGGCAGGACUGCUGCUCCUCAGGUUCUUGCACAGUUUGGAAGUAGUCCCUCUGACGAGAGCCAUCGAUGCCUCGAGGAGCUGCAGCCCAAAGCAGUUUGUGUGUAAGGACGGGGUGACGUGCAUCUCCAAAGGCUGGCGCUGCGAUCGUGAAAAGGACUGUCCAGAUGGCUCCGAUGAAGACCCUGAUGUUUGUCAACACAGCUCCGCGUCUCGAUGCCCACCCAAUGAGUUCCAGUGUGGAGGGACAGAGCUGUGCAUCCACAUGAGCAAACUGUGCAAUGGUGCCCCAGACUGCACUGACGGAUGGGAUGAGGGUCCACACUGCAGAGAAUACAUGUCCAACUGCUCCAUUUCCACCUGUCAAGAACACUGUGCAGUCACUCCAGCGGGCCCUGCCUGCUAUUGUAAGAGCGGCUUUGAGAUCAGUUCGGAUGGAAAGACGUGCAAAGAUUUUGAUGAGUGCAGUGUGUACGGGACCUGCAGUCAGACCUGCACCAACACUGAAGGCUCCUACACCUGUUCCUGUGUGGAGGGUUACCUGUCCCAGCCAGACAACCGCUCCUGCAAAGCCAAGAACGUACCAGUAGACCGGCUUCCCGUCCUGGUGAUUGCCAACUCCCAAAACAUCCAAGCUACCUCCCUGAGCGGCAGCACGGUCCACAGUCUUCUGUCCACCAGCACCAAACAAACCACAGCCAUGGACUUCAUUUACGCCAAGGAAACGAUCUGCUGGAUCCACGUAGGAGACUCUCCCUCAGCAACACACCUCAAAUGUGCCUUGAUCCCAAACCUCAAGAGCUUCACGGAGGAACGAGUCAUCAACAUCUCCUUCAGUCUGCACCAUGUGGAGCAGAUGGCGAUCGACUGGCUCACUGGAAACUUCUACUUUGUGGACGAUGUGGACGACCGGAUCUUUGUUUGUGACAAGGACGGCCAGAUAUGUGUCACCCUCCUGGACCAGGAACUGUACAACCCCAAGGGGAUCGCCCUGGACCCCACCAUGGGGAAGGUGUUCUUCACAGACUACGGUCAGAUCCCGAAGGUGGAGCGCUGUGACAUGGACGGGCAGAACAGGACCAAACUGGUGGACAGUAAGAUAGUGUUCCCUCAUGGCAUCACCCUGGACCUGGUCAGCCGGUUGGUGUACUGGGCCGAUGCCUAUCUGGACUACAUUGAGGUGGUGGACUAUGAAGGCAAGAAUCGGCACACCAUCAUCCAGGGCCUGCUGAUUGAGCAUCUGUACGGUUUGACUGUGUUUGAAAACUAUCUCUAUGCCACCAACUCGGACAACGCCAACAUGCAGCCGAAGACCAGCGUGAUCCGAGUCAACCGCUUCAACAGCUCAGACUACCAAGUCGUGACCAGGGUGGACAAAGGCGGAGCGCUGCACGUGUAUCACCAGAGACGCCAGCCUCCAGUUCGCAGCCACGCAUGUGAGGUGGACCAGUUCGGGAAGCCUGGAGGCUGCUCGGACAUCUGUCUGCUGGGGAACGGACACAAGACCAGGACCUGCCGCUGCCGCUCUGGAUUCAGCUUGGGCAGCGAUGGCAAGUCCUGCAAAAAGCCUGAGCAUGAGCUCUUCCUGGUUUACGGCAAAGGCCGUCCUGGCGUAAUAAGAGGCAUGGACAUGAAUGCCAAAGUCCCGGAUGAGUACAUGAUCCCAAUCGAGAACUUGAUGAACCCCAGAGCUCUGGACUUCCACGCUGAAAGCGAGUUCAUUUACUUCGCCGACGCCACCAGCUACAUCAUUGGCCGACAGAGAAUAGAUGGAACCGAGCGGGACAUCAUCAUGAAGGAAGGGAUCCACACUGUGGAGGGGAUUGCUGUGGACUGGAUGGCUGACAACUUGUACUGGACGGAUGAUGGACCCAAGAAAACCAUCAGUGUGGCUCGGCUGGAAAAAGCGUCACAGACUCGGAAAACUCUCAUCGAAGGCAAAAUGACUCACCCUCGCGCCAUUGUGGUGGAUCCACUUCAUGGGUGGAUGUACUGGACUGACUGGGAGGAAGACCCUAAGGAGAGCAAGAGAGGCAAAAUUGAGCGGGCCUGGAUGGAUGGCUCCAACAGAAAUGUGUUCCUGACCAGCAAAACGGUGCUGUGGCCCAACGGCCUGAGUCUGGACAUCCCACAGGGCAUUCUCUAUUGGGUGGACGCCUACUACGACCGCAUCGAGAUGGUCUACCUUAACAGCUCUGGUCGCAAGACUGUGUAUGAAGGUCAGGAGCUGAACCACGCCUUCGGCCUGUGCCACUAUAAACACUUCCUGUUCUGGAAUGAGUACCGGAGUGGCAGCAUUUUCAAGCUGGACACCAGCACCGGCACCGCCACCCUGCUGCGCAACGAGCGACCGCCCAUCUUUGAAAUCCGGAUGUACGACGCUCAGCAGCAGCAAGGAUCUAACGCGUGUCGAGUCUACAACGGCGGCUGCAGCAGUCUGUGUCUGGCCAUACCAGGAGGCAGGCAGUGCGCAUGUGCAGAAGAUCAAAUCCUAGAUCCGGCAGACAACACCAGCUGCAGAGCCAAUCCGUCCUACGUACCCCCUCCUCAGUGCCAGCCCGGAGAGUUUGCAUGCAAGAACAACCGCUGCAUCCAGGAGCGCUGGAAGUGCGACGGAGACAACGAUUGUCUGGACAACAGCGAUGAAGCUCCGGAGCUGUGCCAUCAGCACACUUGCCCCACCGACAGAUUUAAGUGCAAAAACAACCGCUGCAUCCCUCUCCGCUGGCUGUGCGACGGAGACAACGACUGUGGCAACGAUGAGGACGAAUCCAACACCACCUGCUCUGCUCGUACCUGCCCUCCAAAUCAGUUCUCCUGCGCCAGUGGGCGUUGCAUUCCUCUCUCCUGGACAUGUGACCUGGACGAUGACUGUGGAGAUCGGUCCGAUGAACCGGCUUCCUGCGCCUACCCCACCUGUUUCCCCCUCACUCAGUUUACCUGCAACAACGGCCGCUGCAUCAACAUCAACUGGCGCUGUGACAAUGAUAACGACUGCGGCGACAACAGCGACGAAGCGGGCUGCAGCCACUCCUGCUCCAGCGCUCAGUUCAAGUGCAACAGCGGCCGCUGCAUCCCAGAUUAUUGGACCUGUGAUGGAGAUAACGACUGUGGGGAUUACAGCGACGAAACCCAUGCAAAUUGCACCAAUCGAGACAGUCGCCCGCCUGGAGGUUGUCACACAGACGAGUUUCAGUGCCUCAUGGACGGGCUGUGCAUCCCCCUGCGUUGGCGCUGUGAUGGGGACAGUGACUGCAUGGACAUGAGUGACGAGAAGGACUGCGAGGGAGUCACACACAUGUGUGAUCCCGCUGUCAAGUUCGGCUGCAAGGAUUCUGCACGCUGCAUCAGUAAAGCCUGGGUUUGUGACGGUGACAGCGACUGCGAGGACAACUCGGAUGAGGAGAACUGCGAGGCGCUGGUGUGUAAGCUUUCCCACCACGUGUGCGCCAACGACUCCACCAUCUGCCUGCCUGCGGAGAAACUUUGCGAUGGCACUGAUGACUGCCCAGAUGGCUCUGAUGAGAAACUGUGCGACCUCUGCUCCCUGGACAACGGAGGCUGCAGCCAUAACUGCACGGUGGCGCCUGGCGAGGGCGUGAUCUGCUCCUGUCCUCUGGGAAUGGAGUUGGGCUCUGACAAUAAGACGUGUCAGAUUCAGAGUUUUUGCGCCAAACACCUGAAGUGCAGUCAACGCUGCGAGCAGGACAAGUUCAGCGUGAAAUGCUCGUGCUAUGAAGGCUGGGAGCUGGAGCCUGACAUGGAAAACUGCAAGAGCACAGAUCCGUUCAAACCCUUUAUCAUCUUCUCAAACCGCCAUGAGAUCCGCCGCAUCGACCUGAACAAAGGAGAGUUCAGUGUUUUGGUCCCCGGCCUCAGAAACACCAUCGCCCUGGACUUCCACCUCAGCCAGAGCGCCCUCUAUUGGACCGACGUGGUGGAGGACAAGAUCUACCGCGGGAAGCUGUCUGAGAACGGAGCUUUAACCAGCUUUGAUGUGGUAAUCCAGUACGGGCUGGCUACACCUGAGGGCCUGGCGGUGGACUGGAUAGCAGGAAACAUCUACUGGGUGGAAAGCAACCUGGACCAGAUCGAGGUGGCCAAGUUGGAUGGCACCAUGAGAACCACGCUGCUGGCUGGGGAGGUGGAGCACCCUCGAGCCAUUGCUCUGGACCCUCGAGACGGAAUCCUCUUCUGGACUGACUGGGAUGCCAGUCUGCCAAGAAUUGAAGCUGCAUCCAUGAGUGGGGAAGGCAGGAAGACCAUCCACAAGGAGACGGGCAAUGGAGGCUGGCCAAACGGACUCACUGUGGACUAUCUGGAGCGGCGGAUCCUGUGGAUUGAUGCCAGAUCUGACGCCAUUUAUUCAGCCAAGUACGAUGGUUCUGGGCUGAUCGAGGUUCUGAGGGGCCAUGAAUACCUGUCGCAUCCUUUUGCCGUUACCAUGUAUGGGGGAGAGGUUUACUGGACAGACUGGAGGACCAACACGCUGGCCAAAGCAAACAAGUGGACCGGCGCCAACGUGACUGUGGUCCAAAGAACCAACACCCAACCAUUUGAUCUGCAGGUCUAUCAUCCAUCCAGACAGCCUGAGGCUCCAAAUCCGUGUGCUCCUAAAGACGGCAAGGAGCUGUGCUCUCACCUGUGUCUCAUCAACUACAACCAGACGUUCUCGUGCGCCUGUCCCCACCUCAUGAAGCUUGGACCAGACAAACGCACUUGUUACGAGUCGCGGCAGUUUUUGCUGUACGCCCGCCAGAUAGAGAUCAGAGGAGUGGACAUCGACAACCCAUACUACAACUACAUCAUCUCCUUCACCGUCCCAGACAUCGACAACGUGACCGUGGUGGAUUAUGAUGCCCUCGAGCAUCGAAUCUACUGGUCAGACGUCCGGACUCAGACCAUCAAGAGAGCGUUCAUCAACGGCACUGGAGUCGAGACCGUGGUCUCUGCUGAUCUGCCCAACACUCAUGGCCUGGCAGUGGACUGGGUGUCCAGGAACCUGUUCUGGACCAGCUAUGACGCCAACAAGAAACAGAUCAACGUUGCCAGACUGGACGGCUCCUUCAAAAACGCCGUCAUCCAGGGGUUGGACAAACCGCACUGCCUGGUGCUGCAUCCCACCCUCGGGAAGUUGUACUGGACAGAUGGGGAUAACAUCAGCAUGGCCAACACCGACGGCACAAACCGCAGCCUCCUCUUCAGCAACCAGAAAGGGCCUGUCGGCCUCUCCAUUGAUUUUGACACAGAGCAGCUCUACUGGAUCAGUUCAGGAAACAGCACCAUCAAUCGCUGUAAGCUGGACGGCUCAGGACUGGAGGUGCUGGAAGGAGCUAAGGGCAAGCUGAUCAAGGCCACUGCUCUGGCCAUCAUGGCGGAUAAGUUAUGGUGGGCAGACCAAGGAACAGACCAGAUAGGAACCUGCGACAAGAAAGAUGGCGGCAAUUGGAAAGUCUUAAGGAACAACACUUCUCCUUUGAUGCACAUGAAGAUCUACAACGAAACAGUGCAGAAAGGCACCAAUCUGUGCAGUAAUAACAAUGGAGACUGUUCGCAGCUGUGCCUCCCCACCUCCCAGUCCACCAGAGCGUGCAUGUGCACUGCAGGAUACAGCCUGCGAAGGGGGAAGCAAUCCUGUGAAGGUGUUGGCUCUUUCCUGCUGUACUCUGUGCAUGAGGGCAUCCGAGGCAUUCCUUUGGACCCAGCUGAUAAGUCUGAUGCAUUGGUACCGGUAUCUGGCACCUCCUUGGCUGUUGGCAUCGAUUUCCAUGCUGAAAAUGAUACAAUCUACUGGGUGGACAUGGGCCUCAGCACCAUCAGCAGAGCUAAGAGGGACCAGACCUGGAGGGAGGACGUGGUGACCAACGGCAUUGGCAGGGUGGAGGGCAUUGCUGUCGACUGGAUUGCUGGAAACAUCUACUGGACAGACCAAGGCUUUGAUGUCAUUGAAGUCGCCCGUCUGAACGGCUCCUUCAGAUACGUGGUGAUCUCUCAGGGUCUGGACAAGCCGCGUGCCAUCGCUGUCCAUCCUGAGAGAGGGUAUCUGUUCUGGACAGAGUGGGGUCAGUAUCCUCGCAUUGAACGGUCUCGGCUGGACGGCACACAGAGGGCAGUCCUCGUGAACGUCAGCAUCAGCUGGCCCAACGGCAUCUCCAUCGACUAUGAGGAGGGACGGCUGUACUGGUGUGACGCCAGAACUGACAAGAUUGAGCGCAUUAAUCUGGAGAAUGGAGAAAACCGGGAGGUGGUGCUGGCCAGCAACAACAUGGACAUGUUCUCCGUGUCUGUUUUUGAGAAUUACAUCUACUGGAGCGACAGAACCCACGCCAACGGCUCCAUCAAGAGAGGCAACAAGGACAACGCCACAGACUCCGUCUCACUGAGAACCGGGAUCGGGGUGCAGCUAAAGGACAUCAAGGUCUUUAACAGAGCCAGGCAGCAGGGAACAAACGUGUGCAAAAACAACAAUGGCGGCUGCCAGCAGCUCUGCCUUUUCCGCGGCAACAACCAGCGCACAUGUGCCUGCGCUCACGGCAUGCUGGCUGAGGACGGCCGCGGCUGCCGCGACUACGACGGCUACCUUCUCUACUCUGAGCGCACCAUCCUCAAGAGCGUCCACCUGUCGGACGAAAACAACCUGAACGCCCCCAUCAAACCGUUUGAGGACCCGGAGCACAUGAAGAACGUGAUCGCGCUCUCGUUUGACCACAGAGGAGGGGGAGGGAAAGGAGCCAACCGCAUCUUCUUCAGUGACAUUCACUUUGGAAACAUCCAGCAGAUCAGUGAUGACGGAUCCGACCGCAAGACUAUUGUAGAGAAUGUGGGCUCGGUGGAGGGUUUGGCAUACCACAGGGGCUGGGAUAUGUUAUACUGGACCAGCUACACAACCUCAACUAUCACCCGCCACACUGUGGAUCAGAGCCGCUGGGGGGCGGUUGACCGGCACACUGUGGUGUCCAUGUCUGGAGACGAUCACCCGAGGGCGUUCGCCCUGGACGAGUGUCAAAGCCUGAUGUUCUGGACCAACUGGAACGAGCAGUCCCCGAGCAUCAUGCGUGCCACGCUGACCGGUGCCAACGUGCUGGUCAUCAUCGGCACAGACAUCAAAACCCCCAACGGUCUGGCUAUCGACCACCGCGCUGAAAAGCUGUAUUUCUCUGACGCCACGCUGGACAAGAUCGAGCGCUGCGAGUACGACGGCAGCAGGCGCUACGUGGUGCUGAAAAAUGAGCCGGUCCACCCGUUCGGGCUGGCCGUGUAUGGAGAUUACAUCUUCUGGACGGACUGGGUCAGGAGAGCCGUGCUCCGGGCCGACAAAUACACGGGAGCGGACAUGAAGGUGCUGCGUGCAGACAUCCCCCAGCAGCCCAUGGGAAUCAUCGCAGUGGCAAAUGAUACAAACAGCUGUGAGUUCUCCAUGUGUCGCAUCAACAAUGGCGGAUGUCAGGACCUCUGCCUGCUGACCUCUGAGGGAAGAGUCAACUGCAGUUGCCGUGGAGACCGCAAGCUGCUGGAGGACAACUCCUGCAUUGCCAUCAACACCACAUGUCACUACAUCGAUGAGUUUGAGUGCGGAAACGGGGACUGCAUCAACUACACCCUGACUUGUGACGGCAUGGCCCACUGUAAGGACAAGUCUGAUGAGAAACAGUCCUACUGUGCCAACCGUCUGUGCAAGAAGGGCUACAGACGCUGCGUAAAUGGCCGCUGUGUGGGGCACGGCUCCUGGUGCAACGGGCAGGACGACUGUGGAGACAACUCCGAUGAGCUUUUCUGUAACACCACGCUUUGCACAGCGGAUCAGUUCCAGUGCAGAGAUGGAAGCUGCAUCUCCAACUCCAGCAAGUGCAACCAGAAGCUCGACUGCGAUGAUGCCAGUGAUGAAAUGAACUGCUCUGCCACCGACUGUUCCAGCUACUUCCUCCUGGGAGUGAAGGGAGUUGUGUUUCAGAAGUGUGAGUUCACCACCCUCUGCUACGCGCCCUCCUGGCAGUGUGAUGGAGCCAACGACUGCGGAGACUUCUCAGAUGAAAGGAAUUGCCCAGGGAGCGGGAGAACAAAGUGUCCCACGCCUUUCUUCUCCUGUCCCAGCGGUCGCUGCAUUCCCAUGAGCUGGACGUGUGACAAGGAGAAUGACUGUGAGAACGGGGAAGACGAAGCUCACUGCGACAAGUUCUGCUCAGCCUCCCAGUUUCAGUGUACGAACCAUCGCUGCAUCCCCAGCCGCUGGGUGUGCGAUGGAGCCGACGACUGCGGUGACAACUCGGACGAAGGCAGCAAGUGCAAGAAUAAAACCUGCAGUCCAGACGCAUUCCAGUGUCCCGGCUCGAACACGUGCAUCCCACGACGUUGGAAGUGCGACGGUGACAAAGACUGCUCUGACGGAGCGGACGAGAGUGUCCGGGCCGGCUGUUUCUUCAACGACACGUGCAGCGCCAACGAGUUCAUGUGCCAGAACCGUCAGUGCAUUCCCAAGCACUUUGUGUGUGACCAUGACAACGACUGCAGCGACGGCUCCGACGAGUCUCCGGAGUGUGAGUAUCCUUCGUGUCGACCCUCUGAGUUCCGCUGUGACAACGGCCGCUGCCUCAGCCAGGCGUCAUGGGAGUGCGACGGCGAGUUCGACUGUCACGACCAGUCGGAUGAAGCACCAAAGAACCCGCGCUGCACCAGCCCAGAGAAGAAAUGUAACGACUCGGGGUAUGCCUGCAAAAACGGGAACUGCAUCAACGACACGCUGCUCUGCGACCACAAGGACGACUGCGGCGACGGCUCCGACGAGCUGAACUGCUUCAUCAACGAGUGUCUGAACAGCAAACUGAGCGGCUGCUCCCAGCUGUGUGAAGACCUGAAGAUAGGCUUCAAGUGCAGAUGCCAUCCUGGUUUCCGUUUGAAGGACGACGGAAAGACGUGCGUGGACAUAGAUGAGUGCACAACCGUUUAUCCCUGCACACAGCGCUGCAUCAACACACACGGCAGCUUCCACUGUUUGUGCGUGGAAGGGUUCCAGCUCAGCCCGGAGAACCCAACGAUAUGCAAAUCCAUUUCUGAUGAAGAGCCCUUCCUGAUCUUUGCCAACCGCUAUUACCUGAGAAAGCUUAACUUGGAUGGCUCCAACUAUACACUACUUAAACAGGGCUUAAACAAUGCCGUAGCUCUGGACUUCGACUAUCAUCAGCAGAUGAUUUAUUGGACAGACGUGAACACACAGGGCAGCAUGAUCCGCCGCAUGAACAUCAACGGCAGCAAUGUUCAGGUCCUUCAUCGCACCUUACUCAGCAACCCUGACGGUCUGGCAGUUGACUGGGUCGGAGGAAAUCUGUACUGGUGUGACAAAGGCCGGGACACAAUAGAGGUGUCGAAGCUGAACGGAGCUUAUCGGACCGUUCUGAUCAACAGCGGGCUGAAAGAGCCUCGUGCUGUGGCUGUGGACGUGCGCUACGGGUACUUGUAUUGGACUGACUGGGGGGACAACGCCCAUAUUGGGAGGAUUGGGAUGGAUGGAACCAACAGGAGCGUCAUCAUACAGGACAAGAUCACCUGGCCCAACGGUCUGACCCUGGAUUUUGUAAAUGACCGGAUCUACUGGGCCGAUGCACGUGAGGACUACAUCGCAUUUGCCAGCCUGGAUGGAACUAACAGACACACAGUUCUGGCUGAGGACAUCCCCCAUAUCUUUGCCAUGACUAUGUUUGAAGAGUACAUCUACUGGACGGACUGGGAAACAAAGUCAAUCAACAGAGCUCAUAAGACACUGGGGACCAAUAAGACAAUGCUCAUCAGCACCCUGCACAGACCCAUGGACAUCCACAUUUACCACCCGUACCGUCAGCCUCGAGUGGCAGAUCACCCGUGCCAGAUAAACAAUGGCGGCUGCAGUAACCUGUGUUUGCUCUCACCUGGAGGAGGCUACAAGUGCGCCUGCCCCACUAACUUUUACCUCUCUACCGAUGGAAAGCACUGCUUAUCCAACUGCACCGCCAGUCAGUUUGUUUGUAAAAAUGACAAGUGCAUCCCGUUUUGGUGGAAGUGUGACACAGAAGAUGACUGCGGGGAUCGCUCGGAUGAGCCUGCAGACUGUCCUGAGUUCAAAUGCAGACCAGGGCAGUUCCAGUGCGGCACGGGUAUCUGUACAAACCCAGCCUACAUCUGUGACGGAGACAACGACUGUCAGGACAACUCAGACGAGGCCAACUGCGACAUCCACGUGUGCCUGCCGAGUCAGUUCAAGUGUUCCCACCCAAGUCGCUGCAUCCCAGGGAUCUUCCGUUGCAACGGGCAGGACAACUGUGGUGAUGGAGAGGAUGAAAAAGACUGUCCUGAAGUCACAUGUGCCCCUAACCAGUUCAAGUGUGCCAUCAGUAAGCGCUGCAUCCCGCGGGUUUGGGUGUGUGACCGGGACAAUGACUGUGUGGACGGAUCGGACGAGCCCGCCAACUGCACUCAGAUGACUUGUGGCGUGGAUGAAUUCCGCUGUAAAGACUCCGGCCGCUGCAUUCCUGCCCUCUGGAAAUGUGACGGCGAGGCAGACUGUGGGGACGCCUCCGAUGAACCAAAGGAGGAGUGUGACGAGCGGACCUGUGAGCCUUACCAGUUCCGGUGUAAAAACAACCGCUGUGUUCCCGGCCGCUGGCAGUGUGACUACGACAACGACUGCGGGGACAACUCUGACGAGGACGGAUGCAUGCCUCGAAAGUGCUCAGAGAGCGAGUUUGCCUGCACCAACGGCCGCUGCAUUGCUGGCCGCUGGAAGUGCGAUGGUGACCACGAUUGUGCGGAUGGUUCUGACGAGAAUGGCUGUGAUGUGAAAUGUGCGGGCGAUGAGUUCCAGUGCAAAAACGGCCACUGCAUCCCCAUCCGCUGGCGCUGCGAUGCCGAUGCCGACUGCAUUGACGGCAGCGACGAGGAGAGAUGUGACAACGUGGACAGACACUGCCCCCAUGAUGAGUUCCAGUGCAACAACACUCUUUGUAAGCCCCUCGGCUGGAGGUGUGACGGAGAAGACGACUGUGGGGACAACUCUGACGAGAACCCCGAGGAGUGUGUUAAAUUCCAGUGCCCCCCCACAAGGCAGUUCCGCUGUCACAAUGACCGGGUGUGUCUGCCUUUAACCAAACGCUGUGACGGUGUCAACAACUGCGGGGACAACAGCGACGAAAUCAACUGCCCAGCCAGCCCCACACCGGUCUGUCAGAAGAACGAGUUCCGGUGCUCCAGCGGUCGCUGCAUCAGCUCUGCUCUGCGCUGCAACUACUUCAAUGACUGCGACGACUACGGCUCGGAUGAAAUCAACUGUCAAAAGACGGACACAGUUCUGAACGACUGCCGCAGCAACAAGACGCAGUGCGGCGAUGGAGACGAAGCGCACUGCGUGGUGAAUGGCUCCGACUCCUUCUGCUCCUGCAAACCCGGCUUCCAGUCCAGCGGGAAGAACCGAUGCGAAGAUAAGAACGAGUGUCAGCAGUUUGGAGUAUGCUCCCACAUCUGCAACAACACCAAGGGUUCCUACAUGUGCACCUGCCACAAGCCCUUCAGCAAGCACAACCACACCUGCAAGACGGACUCUCAGAAACAUUUGUACAUCGCCGAUGACAACGAAAUCCGCAGCCUGGACCCGUCCGUGUCAAACUGGCGCUACGAGCAGAUCUUCCAGGGCGAUGCCAACGUGCGCAUUGAUGCCAUGGACCUCCAUGUAAAGACCAAUCGCAUCUACUGGACCAACUGGCACACGAGGCGCAUUUCUUCCUAUGAUUUGCCUUCAUCCUCCACCUCCUCCCAAAACAGCAACCGGAACAGGCGCCAAAGUGACACCAGGGUCACCAAUCUGGAUAUUCCUGAUUUGAAGAUGCCUCGUGGCAUUGCUGUGGACUGGGUGGCAGGAAACCUGUACUGGACGGACUCUGGCAGAGACGUGAUUGAGGUCGCUCAGAUGAACGGCGGACACCAUCGCAAAACCCUAAUCUCCGGCAUGAUUGAUGAGCCACACUCUAUUGUGGUGGAUCCCCAGAGAGGGAAAAUGUACUGGACGGAUUGGGGUAACCACCCCAAGAUCGAAACAGCCGCUAUGGAUGGCACCAUGAGGGAGACCCUGAUUGAUAAGAACAUACAGUGGCCGACUGGUCUGGCGGUGGACUAUUUCAAUGAGCGUCUGUACUGGGCCGAUGCUAAGCUCUCCUUGAUCUGCAGUGUCAGGCUGAACGGCAGCGAUGCGGUCGUGGCUGUAAACGGUGUUAAAAACAACCUUCAUCACCCCUUCAGCAUUGAUGUCUUUGAGGACUAUAUCUACGGCGUCACCUACAUCAACAACCACGUCUUCCGAGUCAACAAAUUUGGUAAAGGCCAAGUAGAAGACCUGACGACUGGACUGAACCAUGCCACGAGUUUAGUGUUAUACAACCGUUAUAAACAACCUGAAGUGACAAACCCCUGUGACAGGAAGAAAUGCGAGUGGCUUUGUCUGCUGAGCCCCAGUGGACCGGUCUGCACCUGUCCCAACGGACGCACGCUGGACAACGGCACAUGUGUGGAGCUGCCUACACCCACGUUAUCUCCAAUCUCUCCUCCCAGCGGCCCUUGCACAGUCCAGUGCAUGAACGGCGGCAGCUGUUUUCUUAAUGCCCACAAACAACCAAAGUGUCGCUGCCAGCCCAACUUUGGAGGCGAGCGAUGUGAGAUCGAUCAUUGCAUGGACUACUGCAAGAAUGGUGGAACGUGCACGCCCUCUCCCACAGGCUUCCCUACCUGCCGAUGCCGGAUCGGCUUCACGGGGCCAAAAUGCAACCUGCAUACAUGUCGAGAUAACUGUAAGAAUGGAGGCAAUUGCACAGUCAGUCCAGGAAACCAGCCAACCUGUCAUUGCCCUGCAGACUUCCUGGGUGACCAGUGCCAGUACAGAAGCUGUGAAGGCUACUGCCUGAACAAAGGAACGUGUCUGCAGAGGGAUAACGGCUCCAAGGUGUGCCGCUGUCCUCCGCAGUUCACCGGCAGCACAUGCGAGAUCGACAGGUGUCACUAUUGUCGAGACGGCACCUGCAUCCCCAGCGAUGGAGUUUCUUCCACAGGGGAGGUCACCUGCCGGUGCAAAAACGGCAGAAUCCAGCCAAGCUGUUACACUUGUGAAACAAAUGGAUACUGCGCCAAUGGCCAGUGUUUUAUGAACCCCAUUACUCGCCUACCAGAAUGCAGAUGCUCGCCUGGCUGGUCCGGGUAUCGAUGUGAGUCCGUGGCCAGCAGCAGUGACGGCUCAAGCUCAAGUGGACGCACAGCCUCCAUUGUGGUGACAGUGUUGAUCCUGCUGCUGCUGGUUCUCCUGGGUGUGGGAGCUCUGCUGUGGUACAGAAGACGGAUGAGGGGGUCUAGCCGGCCUGGAAAAACCGGCUCCAGACGCCUGCGAGCCAAAGGCUUCCAGCACCAGAGGAUGACCAACGGGGCCAUGAACGUUGAGAUCGGCAAUCCCGCUUACAAGAUCUACGAGGGCGAACCGGACGACGACGCCGGGGAGCUGCUCGAUGCUGACUUUACUCUGGACCCUGAUAAGCCCACCAACUUUACAAACCCGGUGUAUGCUACACUAUACAUGGGAGCUCACAACAGUCGCAACUCGCUGGCCAGCACAGACGAGAAGAAGGAGCUGCUGUCGCGAGGAGACGAGGAGCGGCUUGUUGACCCGCUGGCUUAGACACACAGCAGAAUAUUUUGUUUUCAAGCCCACCCUUCUUUUUGCCUUUUGAAGAAAACCGAAACGACAAAAAAAAUCAAUAAAAAGUGUGAAAGAAAAUUGCUAAAAGUGUGAACACUGUAUAAAAUGUACAAAAAUGAAGGACUACUUUUGUAUGUGAUUGCAGUAUUAUAGUUCUUUAGAAGAUUCCUCUGGUCAAAAAUGAAUAGCAUUUUCUAUGAGAGAUUUUUCAUUUACACUCUGUCCCUUACCCUUUACCUAAAUAGCCACUACCUCUGUACAAAAUGACAUGGAAACAAGUAAAUCAGAAGAAAAGAAGCUUUGGUUUUGGAGCGAUUCGUUUUCUUUUUUAUUAUUUUUGUAUGAAUUGUAUAGAAGAGAAAAAGAAAAAUCCGUUCCAUUUCACCAGUGCCAACUGUUUGUUGUUUGUGUCGACUUUGAGUGGGAAAGGCAAAACUCAAAGCUUUCUAAAUCGGUACAUUUGUCGUCCUGCUGGGUUUCCCCGGCAAGAUUGUGUGAGGCAAGUUUGUGGUCGUCUUUAUGUAUAGCACAUGUCAAACGCCAGAUGGAAACCAGAGCAUUUUCUCAGAGAACAAUCUCCAUGAAGCGAUUGUGUUGUCUUCCUUGCACAGAAUGUCACAUUUGACUGUGUAGUUUGAACUUUUUAUCCGAAAAUGUGGUGAAAUUACAACAGCAGCUGGAGAUGAGAGAAGUUGGUUAAAGCAUUCCAUGGAUGGAAAUGUAGGACGUGAAGACGGAGCUGCAAUGGCCAAAUCUGCAAGACUUUGACGAUGGUGUCUUCUCUAAAAUCAUAAAUAAAAACAAAGAAGGACAGCAUUUAGUUUUGUCUUAUACUUCUCCAGUCAAGUACGGACCAGAUAACAUCCAUCUGGUUUUGUGAAUAGUUUUAUCUUUCUGCCUUUAACGAGUGGAAGUCUGUACGUUCACAGUUUUGUAACGACUCAGUCAUUAAAGUGCAUUAUUUCCAUUCCGUCCUCAGCAGCUCCUUUUGAGCUCUUUAUUCUCCGUGGCCUGCUGCUGCUGCUGCUGCUGCUACCAUUCCGGUCGCGCCGACACUUCCUUACGCUCAGCCUCCGUCCCAAAAUGCUGCUUCUGUCAGAAAUGUCUCAGCCGUUUUAUUGCAUGUUUGUACCACGACUGUCUGUGUAACGAUGCCUUUUUAUUUGCUUACCAGUCAAGUGUUAUUCUACGCUGUUGUGUUCGUUUCAUCUUUAAUUUAGAGAGAAGUACAAUCACUUUACCUAAAGCAGUUUUUGCUGAAUCAUACAUGCAUUUUUUUCAGAUUUUCUUCUUUUAUUAGUCAAUUUAUUUUUAAUGGGGGAAAAAAUGACAUAGCUUUUCUAGUACACAAUGCAUGGCGGUCAGACUUUCUUCUGGAAAGAGAAUACUUUUAAUUUUUGCUGGAGUACUUUACAAACUAAGUCACAAAUGUUGGUAUAAAUAAAAUUUUUAAAUUGUACAGAA
Oryzias melastigma (Indian medaka) is the source of this 15795-nucleotide messenger RNA. RefSeq names its product low-density lipoprotein receptor-related protein 1. Gene Ontology annotation, molecular function: protein binding; calcium ion binding. Lineage: Eukaryota; Metazoa; Chordata; Actinopteri; Beloniformes; Adrianichthyidae. The transcript has 90 exons. Bases 607 to 14310 code for a protein of 4567 amino acids. The record is from RefSeq and is a predicted model, not a curated record.